ACUUGUAAUUUUUCUAUAACUUUGGUGUUGCUUUUGAGUUUCUCAUAAGUUUCUAACAAAACUUCCAAUUCUGCUAUGCAUUCGCUCAUCACAACUCUCUUGAUUCUAUUUGUGUCUGAUGCAAAUUCAAUAUCAUUCAGCUUCAACACCUUUAAUGAAACUAAUAUUCGUAACAUAAAACUCCUAGGCAAUGCAUCUCAUUUUGAGUCUGUCAUUCGUCUUACAGAAAACAAACUUUUUCAGAACAGUCAAGCUACGUAUGCCCGUCCAAUUCAUCUCUGGACCGACAGCCCUUCAAAAACUUUAGCUGAUUUCGUUACCAACUUCACUUUUUCCAUCGACGGGCAGAACAAUACCAACUACGCCGACGGGCUUGUGUUCUUCCUUGCUAAAGAUCACAUGACAUUAAACUCAACGGAUAAUCCAUUUGUUGGUGUGGAGUUUGAUGUUUUUUGUAAUCCAUGGGAUGAUAUAGGUGGUCCUCAUGUAGGCAUAGAUUACAUGACGUUAAAAUCGUUGAAAAGUUCCGCGUGGGAUGCUAAUGUGGAAGGGAGACGGAUGGAUGCUGGAAUUAGUUACAAUUCCUUUUCCAAAACUUUGUGCGUUGAGUACACUGGAUUUCAGAAUAAUGUCACUUCGUUACAGGGAUUCUGCUAUAAACGUGACUUGAGAGAUUACUUGCCCGAAUGGGUUACUGUUGGUUUCUCAGCUUCAACCGGGUUAUUUUCUGAGUCACAUAUUGUUCACUCCUGGUCUUUCAAUACAAGUCUUCGAAACUUGGAUGCAUUAGCCUCUACAACUUCUCCUCCUCCGCAACAAGGCGCGCCUACUCCUCCUCCGCAGCAAGGCGUGCCUUCUCCUUCUCCGCCUGGCAAAAGAGGCCUGGCAGGAUGGAUGAUGGGGUUGAUAAUUGGUGGUUGUGUUGUAUUAAUUGUCACUGGAAUUGGUUUGUGUUGGAUUUGGGUUUGCUGGUAUGCAAAGAAGCGUAAAACGCAAUCUGAAGACGACCCACAGGAUGCACAAAUGGAUUCAAUCAAUCUGACCGUAGCUAAGUGUAUGUCACAUGACAUUUUGGCUUCUGCAACCAACAACUUCGAUGAGAAUCAAAAGCUCGGUGAGGGAGGAUUCGGUGCUGUUUUCAAGGGUUAUUUGGAAGAUUUGAACAAAUAUGUUGCUGUUAAGAGAAUAUCUAGCAGUUCUGAUCAAGGAGCAUCUGAGUAUAUAGCUGAAAUAACUAUAAUUAGCCAACUCCGUCACAGGAAUUUGGUUCAACUAAUUGGCUGGUGUCACGAGAAGAAAGAUAUGCUUAUAGUUUAUGAGUACUUGCCUAAUGGCAGUUUAGAUUUCCAUCUCUUCGGCAGCGAAAGCUUGUUGAAUUGGGAGCAUAGGUACAAAAUUGCACUGGGAUUAGCAUCCGCCUUAGACUACUUGCAUCACGGAUGGAGAGAAUGCGUGUUACAUAGAGAUAUCAAGUCGAGUAAUGUGAUGUUGGAUUCAGAAUUCAAUCCUACACUCGGAGAUUUCGGCUUGGCCCGGAUUGUCGAUCACAAUGCUCGAUCUCAAACAUUACUUGGCGGAAGCUACGGAUACAUGGCUCCUGAAUGCCUUGAUACAGGCAGGUCGAGCAAAGAGUCGGAUGUCUAUAGCUUCGGUGUUGUUGCGCUGGAAAUUGCAACUGGAAAAAAGCCAUUUGUGCAACUCGGAGGAGACGGAAGCCAAGUACAUCUUAUGAAGUGGGUAUGGGAGCUUUACGAAAACGGAGAACUAGUCGAUGGGGUCGACGAAAAAUUGCAGGGAAAUUUUGUUGAGAUACAGAUGGCCUGCUUGAUGAUUGUCGGACUUUGGUGUGCUCAUCCUGAUCCUUCGAUGCGGCCUUUGAUGAGGAAUGUAAUUAAUGUGCUUAAUUUUGAGGCUCCAAUGCCUGAUCUUCUUUCAGAAUAAUGUUCCUAAGCUAUCAAGAUUG
This is a messenger RNA of Mercurialis annua (annual mercury), 1963 nucleotides long. Its product is annotated as L-type lectin-domain containing receptor kinase IX.1-like. Gene Ontology annotation, biological process: protein phosphorylation. Bases 76 to 1941 code for a protein of 621 amino acids. The record is from RefSeq and is a predicted model, not a curated record. The transcript has a single exon. Gene Ontology annotation, molecular function: carbohydrate binding; protein kinase activity; ATP binding. Gene Ontology annotation, cellular component: plasma membrane. NCBI's taxonomy places the organism in Eukaryota, Viridiplantae, Streptophyta, Magnoliopsida, Malpighiales, Euphorbiaceae.